Messenger RNA from Ixodes scapularis (black-legged tick), 1660 nucleotides. Its product is annotated as ribosome biogenesis protein NOP53. Gene Ontology annotation, cellular component: nucleolus. The record is from RefSeq and is a predicted model, not a curated record. NCBI's taxonomy places the organism in Eukaryota, Metazoa, Arthropoda, Arachnida, Ixodida, Ixodidae. The transcript has a single exon. Bases 59 to 1417 code for a protein of 452 amino acids. Gene Ontology annotation, biological process: rRNA processing; ribosomal large subunit assembly. Gene Ontology annotation, molecular function: 5S rRNA binding.
UCAUCAUCAUCAUCAGAGUCCCGCCGGUCCUGCCAUACGUACAACCUUUUUAGCAAAAAUGGUUGCCACCACGAAGCGAAAACGUCUCGGCGUAAGUAAAAACCGCAAGAAGACAUGGGUGAAACACUCCGACAUCAAAGACAUCGAAGGUUUCCUCGAGGACCAACGCUUGGACGAGCGUCUGGGCGGCGCGGUCUCCACAAAGCCCGACGAGGAGCUGUUCUACGUGGACAAGUCUCCGGCUGCGCCCAAACCAAAACGUGCUGUCCAGUCAAAGCGAGAGAGGCGCAAUCGUAAGCUCACGUGUUACCUGAACCUCGAGCCGAGCUCCAAAGUUGCUCCGCCGACCAAGCCGCGAAGAGUCCGCGACCCCGAAGAACGAAAACCGGCGGCUGUGCGGCGCGUCCAACAGCAGCGUCUGGCCAAGCGCCACGAACAGGCUGUCACACAGCGCCUCCGGAGUGUCGCGCGGAAGGCCAAGCAAGCCAAUGGUCACUCUGAUUUCACGGGGCUCAGAGACAUCUGGGCCGAUGAAGAGAAGAAGGCGGACUCUGGCCUCGAUCCCGAGCUCGAGACCUACAUCGCCGAGUACACGAAGGAGCGGCGGCCGAACAUCCCGGCGCACCGCUACCAAAAGCCCUCCCUGCUUCCAGCGGUCCAGCCUCCCCACCCUGGAGCGUCGUACAACCCGGCCCCCGAUGCCCAUCAGGAACUGCUUCACGAAGCUUUCUUGAUCGAACAGAAGCGGUUGAAAGAGGAGCAGCACAUCGAUCGGGUUCUGACGAAGAUGCUUCCGACGCGGGAGACUAUGCCCACCGAAGAAGACAUGAUCGCCGAGAUGUCGCAGGGGCUCUACGACGACCCAUCCUCCGACGAAGCGGAGGGCGACGAAGGUGCAGGUGACGAUGGAGCUCGGAGCGGUCAGGCGAACCCGCCGGUGCGCGCGGAAGACCGCAAAACGAAGCAGAAGCGUCGACGCGAGCUGGAACAAAAGCGCAUUCAGAGCGCGGCCAAGGUGCGUAAAACUGAGCGCGUUCUCGCCAACCAGGUCUACCGGAUCCCGACUAUUAAGGCGGAGCUCAGGCGUGAGGCCGAGAUUUCGGAGGAACGCCAGAAGCGUCGGCAGGAGCGCGAGGAUGACAAGCUGUACCAGGCGAACCGACUGAGCAAGUUCAAGUUCGAAGAACCGGACAUGGAGCUCAAGCUGCCCGAGGAACUGACCGAAUCGCUGCGGCAGCUGAAGCCCGAGUGCAACGUGCUCGAGGACCGGUACAAGAGUCUGCAGAAGCGCAACGUCAUUGAGACACGUAAGCGGCAGAAGAAAGUGCGCAAGUACAAGCCGAAGAAGGCGCUUAAGCGGGAACACCGACUCUUCAAGGAGGCCGAAGAGAAGAAGUGGAGAGAGGGGAUCCAAUAAAGGCUUUUGGGACUGCUGGCACACGAGCGAAUGCCCAUUCAACCACUUCCCCUUUUGCUGAAGUCAACUUUGGUGAUGGUAUGUCCGCAUCACAAAGCUCGAGAUGCAAAUUUUUGCCCAGCAAAGCACUUUAUGAGGUAGGGUAAUAGUUGAGUAAAUAAAGGCAAGCACAUAGAACGCAGACAAAGGUGAACGAACCACAGUGGUGACUUGCAACAGAUCUUUAUGUAAAAAUGAACCUUC